Molecule: messenger RNA, 3555 nt
Organism: Ostreococcus tauri
Lineage: Eukaryota; Viridiplantae; Chlorophyta; Mamiellophyceae; Mamiellales; Bathycoccaceae
Product: RNA polymerase, beta subunit, conserved site
Exons: 3
Coding region: 1-3555 (1184 amino acids)
Biological process (GO): DNA-templated transcription
Cellular component (GO): RNA polymerase II, core complex
Molecular function (GO): DNA binding; DNA-directed RNA polymerase activity; ribonucleoside binding
Source: RefSeq, a predicted model, not a curated record
AUGGGCGUCUACGACGAAGACGACGUCGACAUGCGCGUCGACGGUCACGAGGAGGACGAGGAGGAGGAGAUCGGACAGGAAGACGCGUGGGUGGUCAUCAGCUCUUUCUUUGAGGAGAAGGGCCUGGUGCGCCAGCAGUUGGACUCGUUCAAUGAGUUCAUCCAGCACACGAUGCAAGAAAUAGUCGAUGAGAUGCGUGAGAUGGAACUCACGCCCGAGCAUCAGCACUUGCCGGGACAAGACAUCGAGGACAUGGAGAAGAAGACGUACAAGAUUAGCUUUAACCAGAUUUACCUGAGUAAACCGAUGGUGACCGAGGCGGACGGGUACACGACGACACUUUUCCCCAAGGAAGCUCGAUUGCGUAACCUCACGUACUCAGCGCCACUGUACGUGGACAUGGUAAAGGAAAUCACGACCGUGACUCCGGAGGGCGAAACGACGGUGGAGAAGGAGGAGAUCAAGAAGGUGUUCAUCGGCAAGGUGCCGAUUAUGUUGCGCUCCGACUACUGCUCGCUCCACGGUCACACGGAUAAGGAGUUGACCGAGCUCGGAGAGUGCCCGUACGAUGAAGGCGGUUACUUCGUCAUCAACGGCAGUGAGAAGGUUCUCAUCGCGCAAGAAAGAAUGAGCACAAACCACGUGUACGUGUUCGAGAAGAAGCAACCGAGCAAAUUCAUGUGGCAAGCGGAAUGCCGCAGUCAACCAGAGCGUGGCUCUCGCGGCGCGAGUUCGUGCGUAAUGCGUCAGAUGCACGCUGUGGGUACGAAGGACGCGCCGGGGCCAAUUCGAUGCACGCUGCCGUACAUUCGAACCGACAUACCGAUCUUUGUCGUUUUCCGAGCUCUCGGUUUCGUCGCGGAUAAGGACAUCUUGGAGCACAUCUGCUACGAUCUUGCCGACAAUGAAAUGAUGGAAAUGCUUCGACCAUCGAUCGAAGAGGCGUUCGUGAUUCAGUCGCAGGAAGUUGCGCUUGAUUUUAUCGGUAAGCGUGGCUCCGCGGUGGGUGUGUCACGGGAAAAGCGCAUCAAGUACGCCAAGGAGAUUCUUCAAAAGGAGCUUCUCCCGCACGUAGGCGUUCGCGAAGACUGUGAGACGAAGAAAGCGUACUUUUUGGGUUACAUGAUUCACCGUUUGCUGCUGUGCUCGCUCGGUCGACGUCCGGAGGAUGACCGCGAUCACUACGGGAACAAGCGUUUGGAUCUCGGCGGUCCGCUGCUCGCGCAACUCUUCCGACAGCUUUUCCGCAAGCUCACGAAGGAUGUACGUCUGUACUGCCAGCGAUGCAUCGACAGCGGUAAAGAAAUUCAGCUGCAACUUGCGAUCAAGGCGAAGACGAUUACUCAAGGGUUGAAAUAUUCGCUCGCAACCGGGAACUGGGGGUCACAAGGAGCUCAGGAUAUUCGGGCAGGUGUCAGCCAAGUGCUAAACCGCCUCUCUUACUCCUCCACGCUUUCGCACCUUCGUCGUAUUAACUCUCCGAUUGGUCGCGAGGGUAAGUUGGCGAAGCCACGUCAGUUACACAACUCUCUUUGGGGUAUGAUUUGUCCGGCGGAGACUCCCGAAGGUCAGGCUGUCGGGUUGGUGAAGAACCUUGCGCUAAUGGCUCUUGUUUCCGUCGGCUCGCCGUCCGAACCGAUUUUGGAGUUCUUGGACGAGUGGACCAUGGAGAAUCUGGAAGAAAUCUCGCCGUCACUCAUUGCCGAGUCCACGAAGAUUUUCCUGAACGGCGUCUGGGUUGGUGUUCACCGAGAUCCUGCCGACUUGGUGCGCACCCUGCGUAAGCUUCGUCGUCAGUGUGAUGUCGAUUCUUCAGUGAGCGUCGUGCACGACAUUCGGCUGAAGGAGCUCCGAUUAUACACCGACUACGGUAGAUGCACGCGCCCGUUGUUCAUCGUGGACGACGAUCAAAAGCUUCGCAUCAAGAAGCAGCACAUUGAGUUGCUCACCGAGAAGGACGUCACCGGUUACUCGUGGAAUGAACUCGUCACGUCUGGCUUCAUCGAAUAUGUCGACACUGAAGAAGAGGAAACGACUAUGAUUUCCAUGACAAUCGAUGAUCUUGCCGCGGCUCGUCAAAGUGCGGACAGGAAGACAGGCGUCGCCAUCAGGUACACGCACUGCGAGAUCCACCCGUCGAUGAUUUUGGGCAUUUGUGCCUCCAUCAUUCCGUUCCCAGAUCACAACCAGUCUCCACGUAACACUUACCAGAGCGCUAUGGGUAAGCAAGCGAUGGGCAUGUACGUCACGAACUACCAAAUUCGCAUGGAUACGCUGGGUUACGUCCUUUUCUACCCGCAAAAGCCGCUGGUUACCACGCGCGCCAUGGAGUACUUGCACUUCCGCGAACUCCCCGCUGGUUGCAAUGCGGUGGUCGCCAUCAUGUGCUACACCGGUUACAACCAAGAAGAUUCAGUGCUCAUGAACCAGAGCGCAAUCGAUCGCGGUUUGUUCCGUUCGUUGUACUACAGAUCAUUCAAGGAUGAGGAGAAAAAGCAAGGCAGCCUGAGCCGCGAAGAGUUUGAGAGACCCGAUAGAGACACGUGCUUGGGUAUGCGCCAUGGCACUUACGACAAGCUUGAUGACGAUGGUUUGAUCUGUCCCGGCACACGCGUCAGCGGCGAUGAUAUUAUCAUCGGUAAAACCGCACCGCUUCCUGAAGACGACUCGGCAGUGCUCUCGAAGCGCUUCUCCAAGAAGGAUUGCUCCACGGGCAUGAAGCACGCUGAGACUGGUAUAAUCGAUCAAGUAUUGCUCACGACGAACGAUCAAGGCUUGCGCUUCGUGAAACUUCGAGUUCGAUCGAUGCGAACACCGCAAGUUGGUGAUAAGUUUUCAUCCAGACACGGUCAGAAGGGUACCGUCGGUAUGACGUACACGCAAGAAGAUAUGCCUUUCACGUGCGAGGGUAUCACGCCAGACAUAAUUGUCAACCCGCACGCCAUUCCUUCGCGGAUGACUAUCGGUCAGCUCGUGGAGUGUAUCAUGGGUAAGGUCGCGGCGUGCAUGGGCAAGGAAGGGGACGCCACACCCUUCACGCCUGUGACCGCGGAAGACAUCUCGACGAUGCUCCACAAGUGCGGUUACCAGAAGCGCGGCAACGAAGUCAUGUACAACGGCCACACCGGUCGCAUGUUGGACGCACAAAUCUUCAUCGGUCCUACGUACUAUCAGCGUCUGAAGCACAUGGUCGACGACAAGAUUCACUCUCGCGGCCGCGGUCCUGUACAAAUCUUGACGCGUCAACCAAUGGAGGGUCGAUCGAGAGACGGUGGUUUGCGUUUCGGAGAAAUGGAACGCGAUUGUAUCAUGAGUCACGGUGCCGCCUCGUUCCUGAAGGAACGUCUGAUGGACCAGUCCGAUGCGUACAGAAUCCACGUCUGCCAGAAGUGUGGUUUGAUCGCUGUCGCCAACUUGAAGAACCAAACGUUCGAGUGUUGCAAGAACCCGAGCGAGCGCACGUCCGUCGUCCAGGUCAUGGUACCGUAUGCGUGCAAACUUUUAUUCCAAGAGCUGAUGAGCAUGGCCAUCGCUCCGAGACUUAUCACGGCGUGA